This is a messenger RNA of Hyposmocoma kahamanoa, 1616 nucleotides long. It is a transcript of the gene Wdr82, whose product is annotated as WD repeat-containing protein 82. The record is from RefSeq and is a predicted model, not a curated record. Gene Ontology annotation, molecular function: protein binding; chromatin binding. Lineage: Eukaryota; Metazoa; Arthropoda; Insecta; Lepidoptera; Cosmopterigidae. Gene Ontology annotation, cellular component: Set1C/COMPASS complex. The transcript has a single exon. The coding region runs from base 135 to 1082 and encodes 315 amino acids.
CAACAAUGUAACGAAUGUUCACCGGCGUGCGUUUGUCUGUCUGAUUUGUCGUAAAUUCAUGGAGAUUUCAAUUUUCAAUGUGAAUUUUGGAUUUUGAAGAAAUAUUUAACAAAUUGUGUGAUUGAACCAAAACAAUGAUCAAAUUAGUUGACCAAGUGGUCCGGAGUUUCAAAGUUGCAAAGGUAUUUCGAGAAAACACGGACAAAAUAAACAGUAUAGACUUUUCUCCCAAUGGCGAAACAUUGAUAUCGUGUAGUGAAGAUGAUCAGAUCGUUAUAUAUGACUGUGAAAAGGGCACACAAAUGAUAACAGUCAACAGCAAGAAAUAUGGUGUUGAUCUAAUACAUUUUACACACGCAAAAAACACGGCAAUACACAGUUCGACUAAGGUGGACGAUACGAUACGAUAUUUGUCAUUACACGACAACAAAUACAUCAGAUAUUUCCCCGGACACACUAAAAAAGUGGUGACACUAUGUUUAUCUCCUGUAGAAGACACAUUUUUAUCAGGUUCAUUAGACAAAACACUCCGACUAUGGGAUCUUCGAUCGCCUAAUUGUCAAGGACUAAUGCAUCUGUCAGGGAGGCCAGUAGCAGCAUAUGAUCCAGAAGGCUUGAUUUUUGCUGCGGGUGUCAAUUCUGAGAGCAUCAAACUUUAUGAUUUAAGGUCAUUUGACAAAGGACCUUUUGUUACAUUCAAGUUGAAUCAGGAAAAAGAAUGCGAUUGGACAGGGUUAAAGUUUUCCCGGGAUGGGAAGACAAUGUUAAUAAGCACAAAUGGCUCCAUAAUUAGACUAGUUGAUGCAUACCAUGGCACCCCACUGCAGACAUUCACAGGGCACCUUAACAACAAAGGGAUCCCUAUUGAGGCUUCAUUCAGUCCUGACUCACAGUACAUAUUCAGUGGAUCUACGGAUGGAAGAGUACAUGUAUGGAAUGCAGAUACUGGAUAUAAAGUAUGUGUGCUCAAUGGAGAUCACCCAGCACCAAUACAGUGUGUUCAGUUUAACCCUAAAUUCAUGAUGCUAGCUUCAGCAUGUACCAACAUGGCAUUCUGGCUACCUACUAUAGAUGAUGCCUGAAUGCACUUUUGUCAAUUUUUAGAAAUGUUUAAAUGUCUUUAUAUUAUGAUGAUCUAAUGAAGUCUGACUUUACCAGGCUAUUUUACUAUUAACUAUGGUAUUAUAGGUGAUAUAACUAUACAAAUCAUAGCUUGAAAACAUGAUUGAUGUAUCUUAUACCUAUUAAUCUGUAGUGUUCAUUCAAUGUUAGGGAGAAUCAAAUUAAUGUUACAGUCUAAUCUAAACAUCUUUUUUAGUGUAAACUGACUUGAAUUUAUAUUUAAAAACUCAUAACUGCAUGCAUAACUGGAUGUUAGUUUAAGGGAAGAAAAUUCUUUAUUUAAUUCUAUUUUACACUGAUUUAUUCUGUAUGAUUUAUCUCUAUUCUGAUUUAUUGUCAUGUGAAUAGUGUAGUCUACCACCUUUAUACGAAACUUUAUUUGCCUUUUCAACAUUUGAAUAAAAUUAAAAGUAUUAUAUUGCAAUGUUCAUCAUUUAAGUGGGUAAAUGUAAUUUUACCUUUGUCAAUAUUUCUCUGUGUCCAUUAAUUACAGU